AUUGGUAAACAGAAACCACUAGACCAUGUAAACCAGGCUUAAAACUUGUUUGACAACGCCAAGCUACAGCACGUUUAAGUGCACGGAAAUCUUCAAGCGCAUGUGCAGACAGAUAAAUCAUGUGCUGAGGGAUAUAUAGGACGUUUUGACUACCGGUGUUCCGAAUGAAGGGUUAUAUUAAUGUGACAGUUUAUAAUAAGAUUUCUGGUCAUGGAAAUGAAGUGAUUUCAGUUUUCUCAGAGACCAUGUUGGUGUUGAGAUUGUGUGGGAGAAGUUGGCGGUGUUCUCACUGCGGCAUCAAGUUGCAUCUGCUUAUUGCAGUGUUGAUGUAUACAUUCCUAAUCCCAGAUACUCUUGGAGAUAUAUGUGAUGAGGACGUGACUCUUCUCGACAUGAGGCAGGCCAUACAUCAGUCGGCCAUUCCGCUGGGAGGACCCCAGGCCGGGGUCUAUACAAAGAUUCGCGAUACUGGGUCGGACAUCAAGAAGUGUAUCUUAAGCUGUUGUGAAGUGGAUACGUGCGAUGUGGUGUUUUACCACCAGCAGAAGUGCUAUCAGAUCAGAUGCAACAGAACCUUCCCCGGAGCUUGUAAUCCAGUUUCCAAGACGGAGGCGAAAUUCAACACCACUUUUUAUGUCACCGUCAGAGAUGUUGAAUACGUACAGCCCCCGGUAAAAGCCGAGAAGACUUGUGAAUAUGGAAUCGUCACAGACUGUGGUCCGAACGAGGAAUGUGUUCUCAGACCCGACUCCAAAUCCAGGGUGGGCUUGUGUCUCUGCAUGGAAGGAUUCCAAACCGAUGAACAUGGGGAAUGUGUCGCUAUAGCAACCUCGACCCCAUCUACCACUUUAGGACCCGGCACAUCCAAGAUGGCUGCAGGAAAUAUGUCUGGAGGCCGGGGUGACACAGUGACGGUGCCAGUAGUUCAGAUCAAAUCCACCACGUCAAAAGUAACUAAACUGACGGUGUCAGCUGGGAAGAACAAGGAGAUUCAGCUGCCCAACAAUACGAUCACUCUGUCGGCUUUCGUUGUCCCAGAACAAGUUGAAGGUGAAAGUCCCUACCAAUAUGAGUGGAUCCUCGUUCACUCCCCCGACAUUUCAGAGAAGGGGACAAUGGAUGGCAGGAACACUAAGACUCUCAAGCUGUCAAAGCUGAUUGAGGGUCUGUACACGUUCAAGGUGACCGUGAGUGGAGACAGCAAGUAUGGCGAAGGCUUCGUUAACAUCACCGUUAAAGCACCUGCUAGGAAAAACAAGAAACCAGUGGCCAUCACAAAACCGAAGUCACAAGUGAUACACCUGCCUAAUUCGGCUAUCAUAGAUGGAUCAGACAGCACUGACGACGACAAGAUAGUGAAGUAUCACUGGGAGGAGGAGAGCGGACCGCUACAGAGCAAACAGAUUAUGGGGGAAGAGCAGAUGAUCACACUGAGCAACCUGGCGCCCGGGAACUACACUUUCAAAUUGACUGUCACUGACUCGGAUGGCAAGACAGACUCCACACUGGCUAACGUCACAUUUAUACAAGAUAAGGAUUAUCCCCCGAAGGCCAACGCUGGGUCCGAUGUGAUAAUAAACCUGCCCCAGAUGUCCCUGACGCUGUACGGCAAUGCCAGCACCGACGACAAGGGCAUCGUCAGCUACGAGUGGGUGAAGAAGGCUGAUGACAAGCUCACCGCAGAUAUGACUGGAGUGCGGACCCCGUUUCUGCACCUGGAUCAUCUCGAGGAAGGUGACUACAUGUUCACUCUGAAGGUCAUGGACGCUGCUCGGCAGACCGCAACGGCCGAUGUCCACGUGUUCGUCAAACCAGAGACCAACAGGCCACCGGUUGCCGAGACAGCAGGCCAGAUUGUGGUGUUUCUACCCACUGACAAGAUUGUCCUGGAUGGAAGCAACAGUACGGACAACGUAAAGAUUACCAAGUACUUUUGGGAACAGAUGAGUGGACCAGUCACAUUGACAGUCACUAAGGCAGACAGUGCAGUUGCGAUGACAACUGGAGAGAUUGCCACGGGAGAGUAUGUCUUCAAGCUGACAGUCACUGAUGGUGAAAAGCGGAUUGGAACAGCGCCACUGACCGUGACUGUGAAAGAAAAUCAAAACAAGCCUCCGGUGGCCAAUGCUGGAGGAGACAGGGUCGUUUAUCUCCCCUUGAAGUUCAUCUCACUAGAUGGCUCCAAGUCUGAAGAUGACCGAGAGAUCAUCAGUUACCGGUGGACGAGAGACGAGAAAAGUCUUGCUGCUGGGGAUAUUGUUAACGGCUCUGACCACUCAGCAGUUUUACAGCUGGUUAACAUGAUAACGGGGCGAUACACGUUCGAAUUACGGGUAAUGGACGCCGAGGGGCUGAGUGCUAUCGACACUGCCUCGGUCAUAGUUAAAGAAGACCCGCACGUGAAGGACUUGUUGGAGAUAGUGAUGAACGCUGAUAUCAAACACUUCACUCAGGAGAACAAGGAGAGUUUGGUGAACACACUACAGCUGUUGCUUCACAAGUCGUCAACAGAUGGCAGCACCAUCGUCAACAUCCGGCAGUUGACCCAGGACCCGUCUACUGGAUACCUGCACAUAAUGUUCCUGGUGAAGCUGAAGCUGAAGGAGGACGUGAGGGUGUGGACGGGCGUCGACGUGUUGAAGAUUCUAAAGAAGAAACUCAUCUCCGAGUCGUCCGUCGUCGACUACCCGAUCAUCCGGCUCGACACAGUCGUUUGUCAGAACAACUGUUCGGGACAUGGACACUGUGAUCACCGGUCUAAGCUGUGUGUGUGUGAAGCGUUUUGGAUGCAGAACUUCGUCAAGGCAUUAUUCUUCCAGAAAGAGAGCAACUGUGAUUGGAGUAUUCUUUAUGUUGUGAUUGUCUGCUUUGUUGCCAUAGUAACGAUCGCUGGUGCAGUGUGGGGCAUCAUCUGCUGUCUACGAUCUAAGAGAUGUAGGUUAAAGAGUCGGAAGAGACACCGGUAUUCCUUGUUAAGAGAGGAAUCGGAUGACGAAGACAAACAUAAAUUAGAGCUGAUGCCAAAAGGCAAAUUUCAGAAUAGCAGCGUCAUGAUUUCCGAGUCGGACUUUAGCAGUGAGGAAGAAACAUUGUUCAUUAAUCAUAAAAAGACGAAUGGACAUAUAUCGAAACCACUGAAUGGACUGUCAAAACAACACUUCCGAACUAAAUUAAAAACAUAACGGUUACCACGGCUGGGCAUAAAGGCAAAUAAAACAAAAAAACAAAAGUAUUAACAAUGGAUCUACAACCAGCGAGUGUUCUCUGGAAAUCCCUCCCUUAUUCUAGGAGCAUCACAGAUGAUAAAUUAUAUUUUCUUGUUGACCUCGUUAAAGGUGUUUUAAUGUGUAAAUAUGAUAUCGGCAAACUAUACUACAGAGUGUUUCAUAUGUGCUACAAGUAACAACAUGUGGAAUUAAAAGACGGAUUUGAGAAUUAACCACCUUGGUUUAAGAACUGUUUGUUUCUGCUAAAUAAUUAAAAGGAAACCGGAUAACAGAAAUGAUAUAUGUUUAUGCUCUUCAAACAAUUGAAACCCACAGAUUUGAAAUAAUAGCAGAAUGCAGGGGAACGAGAAGGAAGAGGAUAAAAGAAAGAGUUUAAGAUUGAUACUCAAAUGUUUUCUGUGACUAAAAAACCCAACAAACAGCAAAGUUUAUAUUUUUAUCUCUUGACCAUAGAAAACAAACAAAUGGGGCCGAAUUUACAAAGUCUUGUAUUUUUUUUCUUAAACACAGGUGUUUAAGUAUUGUAAAUAUAUGUAGUUACAUGUGUGUAAGACUUUAUUCAGGCUUUGUAAAUUCGGCGCAUAAUGUCUGCUGAAUGUAGAAAAUGAAAUCAGUGGAGAGUUACAAUUGACAAUCUUAUGUGAAUAUUUUACAUUGGUGUCAGAAGAGUAUGGUAACUACAUUAAUGUACCAGUAUCCAAGAAGGUACAAGCACGCCCAUCCAGGCUGAAUCUUUGACUUCGUAAAUGACUAAGUCCUGGACAGGAGUGGGAACCGGAAGAUGACUGACAGUGGUGAAACCAGGUGUAUGUUAAUUUGAUUUUUAACUUAUGAGGAUGAGGAGCAAUACAUUAUCUUGACUGAUGGGAGGGGGAGGGGGGUGGCAUUUCUUAGUGCCCCCUCCCCCCACUUCGAUGUGAAUGCUUGCUAGUGAUUACUGGUGGGGGUGAAUGAAAUGUGAAUGUGAAAGAAUCAGCGAGGAUUGAGCCCUAAAUCAGAAUGUCUUAAUAAACACUGAUGUACAAAUUUAAGAUAUGGAUUUCGUGUGACAGCAAUUCUUGAUUCUGUGUGUGUAUCCUGUUUGUUGGAAGCAGCUAGUAUUCACAUGACAAGAAUUAUUCUCAAUGGUUGUGGAUUAAGAUAUUAAAACUUGCGUGAUUCUUUGUGGAAAAUGAGUCUGGAAAUGGGGCCAACUAAGUGCAGCCCAGAGUGGAAAAUCCACUUCCUUGGAAAUGCAGCUUGUAAAUAUGAAGUGAUUACACGAAUUGAUGUUUUUUUACAGUCAGGCUAGACAUUGUUUCAAUUAUAUUCCAGUUAUUUGAAUGUUAUUCUCAUAAGAAAUCUGGUGUUUUGAAUAUUUAUUUCAGGGAAAUUGUGUGUUAAAAUGUUUUUCAUUCCUAUUUUGCAUUCUUACUGGUAAUGAGGGUAAGAAGUAGACCUGUUAUUUUUAGAGUGGAAUGCGAACCUACAGGAAAAGAAAUAAAGAAGAUAGUUCAAGAGAGACAACUGCAGUGGACUGAAAAGGAAUUAUGCUGCAUCAAGGGAGAUAAUCAAUCAGUUACUACUGGACUGCAGUAGAUUGAACCAAUUCAUCAGUAGAGAAUGGUCAUUGCUGGAUAUUUUUGUUUAUAUACCGGUACUUUUAUCAAAUAUGAAAAAUUCUUCAAAGGGAAAUAACUGCAAUGCAAGAAUCGGGAAGACAUUUGAAUUUCCAAAUACCAUAACUGCAAAAAAUGUUAUUGUUGCAUGACAUAUAAUUGUUUAAUCUUCAAAUUAGUAUGUACAUGUAAAUUAAAGUCCGAUGCUUUUGUCGACUGAAAUGACGAUGCUUUUUUUCAUCAAAUGCAAGAAAAGUUGCAGUUACAGUUCGUUAUGUAUACAUGAUUAUGCUUUCUGUUUUUAUUUAUCUAUUUUGUUUUGCUCAAAUUACAUUAUUUUUUUUGUGAAUCAUUUGUAAUGGACCAUACUAAACCUGAAAUAAGAGGGGUUUGCGGUAAAUAAAGUUUUCUUUUUCUCUUUUUUUUCAGUUAGAUUCUUACUCCAUCCCAUGCUC
Messenger RNA from Gigantopelta aegis, 5280 nucleotides. Its product is annotated as dyslexia-associated protein KIAA0319-like protein. The transcript has 25 exons. The record is from RefSeq and is a predicted model, not a curated record. Gene Ontology annotation, cellular component: cytoplasmic vesicle; plasma membrane. The coding region runs from base 165 to 3182 and encodes 1005 amino acids. Lineage: Eukaryota; Metazoa; Mollusca; Gastropoda; Neomphalida; Peltospiridae.